AUGAGCGCUUCCCCGACGCUGCCCCCCGGGAGCGAGGAAGAGCUCCAGACUGCCUGGUCCCCAGCGGUCAACGCCAGCUGCACCCCGGGGGAGGAAGAGGCGGCGGCGGGGAGGCGGGACGCGGGGGCAGCGGGCAUGGUCGCCUUCCAGUGCAUCUACGCGCUGAUGUGCCUGGUGGGCCUGGUGGGCAACGCCCUGGUCAUCUUCGUGAUCCUCCGCUACGCCAAGAUGAAUACGGCCACUAACAUCUACCUGCUCAGCCUGGCCAUCGCGGAUGAGCUCUUCAUGCUGAACGUGCUCUUCGUGGCCUCGUUGGCCGCCCUGCGCCACUGGUCCUUCGGGUCCGUGCUGUGCCGCGCGGUGCUCAGUGUGGACGGCCUCAACAUGUUCACCAGCGUCUUCUGUCUGACCGUGCUCAGCGUGGACCGCUACGUCGCCGUGGUGCACCCUCUGCGCGCCGCCACCUACCGGAGGCCCAGCGUGGCCAAGCUGAUCAACUUGGACGUGUGGCUGGCGUCCUUGCUGGUCACCCUGCCCAUCGCCAUCUUCGCAGAUACCAGGCCGGCUCGGGGCAGCCAGGCCGUGGCCUGCAACCUGCAUUGGCCGCACCCGGCCUGGUCAGCGGUCUUUGUGGUCUAUACUUUCCUGCUGGGCUUCCUGCUGCCCGUUCUGGCCAUCGUCGUGUGCUACCUGCUUAUCGUGGGCAAGAUGCGGGCGGUGUCACUCCGGGCCGGCUGGCAGCGGCGUAAGCGCUCGGAAAAGAAGAUCACACGGCUGGUGCUGAUGGUGGUAGCCGUCUUUGUGCUCUGCUGGAUGCCCUUCUACGUGGUGCAGCUGCUGAACCUGUUUGUGACCAGCCUUGAUGCCAUGGUCAACCAUGUGUCCCUCAUCCUCAGCUACGCCAACAGCUGCGCCAACCCCAUCCUCUGUGGCUUCCUAACCGACAACUUCCGCCUGUCCUUCCAGCGGGUUCUCUGCCUGCAGUGCUGCCUCCUGGAUGCACCUGGCGGUCCUGAGGACGAACCCCUGGACUAUUAUGCCACUGCCCUCAAGAGCAGAGAUGGGGCAGGAUGGAUAUGCCCUCCGCUCCCCUGCCAGCAGGGGCCCUUGCAACCAGAACCCAGCCACAAGCAGGUCCCCCUCACCAGGACCACCACCUUCUGA
Messenger RNA from Neomonachus schauinslandi (Hawaiian monk seal), 1164 nucleotides. RefSeq names its product somatostatin receptor 4 (gene SSTR4). Gene Ontology annotation, molecular function: neuropeptide binding; somatostatin receptor activity. Lineage: Eukaryota; Metazoa; Chordata; Mammalia; Carnivora; Phocidae. Gene Ontology annotation, biological process: neuropeptide signaling pathway; cellular response to glucocorticoid stimulus. The record is from RefSeq and is a predicted model, not a curated record. Gene Ontology annotation, cellular component: neuron projection; membrane.